AUGGAGAACCAUCAAGUACGCGAAGCUGCAGGCGGCAGCGAACACCGUCAACUCCGCACAUCACAAUCCCAACCUCGCCAAUCAGAAGCGCACCAUGAGGCAUAUCCUUAUAACUCUGACGAUACAGAUGAUGACGAGCAUGUAGACGAAUUUACACAAGAUAUCAACCGCCGACGAAGCAGCACUUCAGCCUCGCAGCAGCCUGGCGUACAAGACCGGCAGCGUCCUCAGGAACCAUCACGUACAUCCGAGCAGAACGAGCAAGCCAGCGUAAAGGCAACAUCAAGUGAACCCUGGGACAUUAUCGAACGCGAGGUGCCAAGCACAACAGGCGCCAAAUCACCCACUCCCUCCUACGACUUCCCAGGAACCUGGGACGCGGCUCUGCAUGAAACGACCAGCGCGCUCAGCCAAGUAGGCGUGGCAUCCAAGUCCUACGCCACAGCACUAUCGCACUCCGGAGUCGGAAAGGCAGGCUGGAGUAUCGGGUCUGCACUCGCCUCCAGCGCCAACAAGGGGGCAUUAUCACUGGCAACUUGGGCCGUGGACAAAGUCGGUGCGGAUACAGCGCAGCUACCCUCCCCUUUGACGACCUGGCUGGGCAAGCAGGAUAGACUCAACGAGGCGAGAGGGCGAGCUAAGCAAGCGGAAGAGCGACGACGAGCGCGGAAGAGAAAAGGUAGGGGACGCGAGCCAGUGCUCACUGGAGAGGACAGGACGCCGUUGACGUUUGGAGAUGAGCAGGGUGCGUUUGUGUUAGAGACGCAUGAGUUGGAUUCCACGGGUCAGUUCGUCGACACUCGAACGAUCGGCAUGCUACAGGAAGACGGGUGGGCAACUACAGCCACGAGUUUCAAUGCCAGGACUGAGGCGCCUGCAUCGUCCGUCCCAGCUGCAAGUCUCGACAAAAACGGGUUGAGGGGAAGAGAGGAAGAGAAGGAGGAGGAACAGAGAGUAGAUGAUGGACUCGUGAGGAUGUUCGACUUUGACGAUUGA
Cucurbitaria berberidis CBS 394.84 is the source of this 996-nucleotide messenger RNA. RefSeq lists its product as uncharacterized. The transcript is spliced from 2 exons. The coding region runs from base 1 to 996 and encodes 331 amino acids. NCBI's taxonomy places the organism in Eukaryota, Fungi, Ascomycota, Dothideomycetes, Pleosporales, Cucurbitariaceae. The record is from RefSeq and is a predicted model, not a curated record.